This is a messenger RNA of Sinocyclocheilus grahami, 3464 nucleotides long. RefSeq names its product epidermal growth factor receptor kinase substrate 8-like. Gene Ontology annotation, molecular function: actin binding. The transcript is spliced from 23 exons. NCBI's taxonomy places the organism in Eukaryota, Metazoa, Chordata, Actinopteri, Cypriniformes, Cyprinidae. Gene Ontology annotation, cellular component: plasma membrane; vesicle; ruffle membrane. Gene Ontology annotation, biological process: positive regulation of ruffle assembly; regulation of Rho protein signal transduction; Rho protein signal transduction. The record is from RefSeq and is a predicted model, not a curated record. Bases 280 to 2781 code for a protein of 833 amino acids.
AAGGAGUGAUGGUUUCAAGAAAAGUGUUUUAACGAUUGAGAAAACUGUAGUUUGGAUGGCACGUUCACCUGCGCGCUCAGGUGGAGGCGCUGUCGGGUCGCGCGAGGGGUCGGUGAGGCGGAGCGCGAGACAAACUCGCACCAGCGGCCGUUCAUUUAGUCAUUAAACCGAGAAACUCCCUGACAGUCGCCGUCACCUGCCGAGCCGUGUUGGUUUGCGCCUCUGCCAUGCGGUAAAAGCGGGGAGAAACACAGAAACAGUGGAGGAUCUGUGAGCGCAAUGCAGAGUCCAGACAUGAACGGAUACAGCGGAGUCACAGCGCAGUCCUCACAGAUGAACGGUCAUGGCUCACUGUCUCCAGAUGUUCCUGCCAAAAGGUCGGGUGGUAAAGCUCUGUACGAACAUAGGAAGAACUACACCAAAAACAGCAUCAACAGCCUGACGGACACGUCACAGUACCAUGUGGAGCAUCUGUCCACGUUUGUGAUGGACCGCAAGGAGGCCAUGCUGACCAUCGAGGACGGCGUCAGAAAGCUGCGUCUGCUGGACGCUAAAGGAAAGGUUUGGACGCAGGACAUGAUCCUGCAGGUGGAUGGGAAAGCCGUCAGCCUCAUCGACCACGAAAGCAAGAACGAGCUGGAGAACUUUCCUCUGGGCUCGAUCCAGCACUGUCAGGCCGUGAUGAACGCCUGCAGCUACGACUCCAUCCUGGCACUGGUGUGUAAGGAGUCCAGCCAGGGCAAACCGGACCUGCACCUGUUCCAGUGCGACGACAUCAAGGCCAAUUUGAUCCACGUGGACAUCGAGAGCGCCAUCAGCGACCACAAGUGCGGGAAGGUCAAGAAGCGUCCGGAGGUGCUGAAAAUGAUUCUGAAGAGUGACGGAACUAUCCCUCCGCCCCCAGGAGGCCACGCCCCCAACCCUCCAGGAGCUGUCAAUCAAGCGGACGCCAAGAGCCGAGUGGCCAGCUGGUCUGCGUGGACCAAUGAGCAACAGGAGCAUGAUCCACAGAGACAUUACACAGAGCUGGAAGACUCUCCUGAAAUGAGCGCAGCUCAAGUGGACAGAGAUGUGCAAAUCCUCAAUCACAUUCUGGACGACAUCGAACACUUCGUCACCAAACUGCAGAAAGCCGCCGAGGCCUUUAAUGAGCUCUCCAAACGCAAGAAAACCAAGAAGAGCAAAAAGAGAGGACCGGGAGAGGGGGUUUUGACGCUGAGAGCUAAACCUUCGUCUCAGGACGAGUUUAUCGACUGUUUCCAGAAGUUCAAACACGCCUUCAACCUGCUGGGGAAGUUGAAGAACCACAUUCAGAACCCCAGCGCUGUAGAUCUGGUCCACUUCCUGUUCAAUCCUCUCAGACUGGUGAUCCAGACGUCUGGAGGGGUGGAUCUGGCUAAAAGCGUGAUCGUUCCUCUCCUCACCAGAGAAGCCAUUGACUUCCUGCACGCGGUGGGUUCGGCGGAGGAGAGACACCUGUGGGUCACGCUGGGAGACGGAUGGACCAAAUGCAGGUUGGAGUGGCCGAAGGAUCACCCGUUUCCUCCGCACACGCUGUGUUUCCGGGACGGCUGGGAGCCGCCGGUGCUGGUGUCUCGUGAGCAAGACGUGGCUCAGCUGGCGGAGAGGCGCGGCGCGGCGCAGACCGAGGUUCAGAGACCUGUGGACCAGCUGGUAGUCCAGGACUUCCCCGGUGCAGACGGGUACGGCUACAGUCACACUUCUUACAAGCGUUUGCACCUGCUGGAGCCAGACAUGGCCGUGGCUGCUUUUAAACACGCGGUCAGCCAUCAUGUAGAUAGGAACCUGGAGGCUCACGGCCAGACGCAGAGAAACUUUGCCAAAUCCAGAUAUGACUUUGUGGCCAGAAACAACACUGAACUGUCUGUGAUGAAAGACGAGGUGGUGGAGGUGCUGGAUGACAGGAAGCAGUGGUGGAAGGUGCGUAACGGGAUGGGCGCUUCGGGAUACGUGCCAAACAACAUUCUGGAGAUCAGCAGAGCGGUGGACGUGACGGGCCGCGGGGAGCCCAUCUACAGCCACACCAUACAGCUAAUGAUGCCAAAAAAGGAAUUUGAGUUGUUUAAGCAAUUACUGGGCGAGUUAAACGAGAAGCAGCGCUCAGAUUACGUGCCCAAACCGGCGGUGACGGAACCCCCGCCCCCCCCGACGCCCCCGCCUCCUCCUGCCCCGCUGCAGAUCCCCACCCCCCCACUGCCUCCCGCAUCCACCCCGCUGCCAGCCGCCCAACAUCAGGACUCGCCACCGGCUGACAGCCAGCAACACAACAACAACAGCAGCCAGAGCGACGGCGUGACCAUGAGAGAGCAUCAGAGAGAGAGAGCUGCGCCCGCCAACCGCCGAAAGUCCAACAUGGAGGAGGUUCAGGACGAGCUGAUGCACAGACUGACUCUGGGCCGAAGCGCUCAGAAGAAGUUCCAGGCUCCAUCUCGCUCCAGCAGCCUGCCGGCGGUCAACAUCACGUACGACUCCACGCCGGACGAUGUGAAAGCCUGGCUGCAGCUCAAAGGCUUCAGCGAAGUGACCAUCAACAGUCUGGGUGUGCUGACCGGUGCUCAGCUCUUCUCUCUGAACAAAGACGAGCUGAAGACCGUCUGUCCUGAUGACGGCGCUCGAGUCUACAGCCAGAUCAUCGUCCAGAAAGCCGCUCUCGAGGACGCCGUGGAGCGCGCUCAGUUUGCCGCCAUAAUGCGCCGUCGUCAGGAACUCUUGGACCCGUCCGAUAACGGAACCGGAUCGGACGCGGACGAACGAGCGUGACGAGACGCGAGAGGCUUUUUGUAGACAUGUGAACGUUGCUGCGGCGUUCUCUGUAGGUUCCUGUGAGAACAUCAGAGCAGUAUGUAGUCUAGUGCCAUCGAGUUCUGCCUUCAUAGUCCAACAUCCUAAAAACAUUCACAUUUAUAUGCAAUCAUUUACUGCUCGGACAGAAAACCUGUGUAAAUACUCCCACACGAUUGGCUGGAUCUUGGACCAAAUAUCGAUUUGAUUAGCUAUUGUUCCUCACAGACACUUCUGACUAAUGACGUCUUGAAUUAUUCAUCAGCUGCUUUGAAUGUACCUGGAGAAUUAUGGGUAACGUUUUUUUUUUUUACUAGCAAAAUAAUGUUUCUGUUCAUGAUCGUUUUGUACUGAAUUGUACCGCCAAAUGAGAAGAUUUAUAAACCUAAUGGAAAUGAAAUGUCAGUUUCUGUAGAUCUGACGUGAGUUUCACAAGGACAUUUGACAGAUUUUGGGCCAAAAUCCUCCUGCAGUCUGCAGAUGAUACUGAUGAUGCCAUCAAACUUUCAGAAAUAUGACUUGAUUAUUUUCCUCUCUAUCCCAGUAACGUGACUGAUGUUUGGCCAAAUCAAUCUCUGGGUUCAAGGUUUCUGUUUAAACACAAAUGUCACGCAUUCAAUCUGUAAAUAUAAAGCGUGUGCAGAAUAAAUGGGAUCAUGUGA